AUGAGUACUCUAGGAAAUACUCAAGGAAAUGCAGUCGUUGAUUUUGAAGCUGCAAACAAAGUUUUGCAGAUGUUUGAAUCUGAGUAUACCGAGCAACUUGGCGAUAGGAAAGCAAGUUCAAUCAUUAGAUUUUGCAAAGAAAGAUCAGAUGGAUUUUAUUAUUAAGAAAUUGAAGCUCUUUGCAAAAUGGUAGAGUAUGCCAUUGCAGAUUUAAAAAAAGGAGUUGUUGAAAUGACUGCAGCCAUUUAAAAGUUAUGCGAAACAUCAACUCAUUAUAAUAAAUUCAAAUUGUAAUUAAUUAAUAGACCUUUGCUUUAUAACACUCACGCUGAAGAGAAAAUAAUACUGAACGAAGAAGUUACUGAAAGUUUGAGAUACAGUGCUAUUAUUUUCUUAAGGAACUUUUCAGAUGAAGGAAUAGAUACCAUACUCUAAGCUGAAAAAAAUUUUGAAAAGGCCAAGAUGCAAGGAUAUGAGCCAAGUCCACUCUAAAAGCUUCUGAAUGAAGGCUCUAAAAAUUUGAGAGCUAUCAAUAAAUCAGAUGUUAUUGAAGAUAUUAUAUUCACUAUGCAAUAUUACUAGAAAAAUUACGAAUAUCUUUUACCUUUAUUAGAUUUAAUUUCUAAUUGUAUUAUGUUUAAAGAUUUAGCUUAAAAGUUUUGUAAUUUCGGAAUAUUAAAAGAUAUAAUAUAUGUCAUUUUUGACUGUGAUGAUUUCCGUUCUUACAUUGUAAAAAGCUGCUUCGAAAUUAUAUGGAAUGCAAUUGAGGCUGUUGGAAUCAGCUCUAUUUAGUUGUUUGCAGCUGAGGAUAUAAUUACAUAGUUGAAACGUGUUUUCGAAGAUUUGAUGCGUAACGGCUAUAAAUUAGAAGAUAAGUGUCUUCGUAAUGAGCUUUUAAUCUUAAUUAACUACUUACUUAGUGAUGAAAAGGCUCUUUAAUAUUUUGAUGAGCGUAGCACUAUGCCUAACGUAAGCUCUCCAACUACAUUUAUAGAUACUCUUUUAGUUUAUGCAACUGUUGACGAAAUAGAGUUUUACAAUGAUAAGAUCCUUACCAAUAAUCAUCGUGCCUUCUAUUCAACAACAAGUGAAGAUUUAGAAUUCAAAAAGCUCAUAUGGAGUGGAUUGUUAACAGCUAUUUAAUCAGGAAAUUAAUCAAUAUUGGAAACCAUUAAAGAUAGUGCUUUUAUUUACUCAUUAUUACUUUACAUUGAUCCUUUAAACGACAGUUAUGCAGUUAAUCGCUGGUCGAAUCCUUAGCUAAAAGAAAUUCAACUUCAUUGCUUAACUAUAUUAUCAAGUGUUAUCAUUUAUAUGAAAGAAGAUUUUGCUGAAAAAAACGGAUUAUUCUACUUGACAAAAUUCUUAACAAAUCAAGAUGAUCCUGAAAAAAGAGAAAAAUGCUUAAGAGUAUUCAACAAUGCUUCCUUAUUUGAUGAGCCUUAUAAGCUUAAAAUAACAGAUGAAGGAGUUAUGGAUAAUUUGAUUGAAUUCUUACAAAAUGAAAAUGAUAACCCUUUGGAUAUAAAAGAACUUUGUUUUUCUAUUAUUUCUAAUUUAUGCAUAAAUUGCAACAAAAAUAAAAAACUAUUCAGAUAAAAGGGAGGUGUUGAUAUGAUUGUCAAUGCCUUGAAAGAUCCCAAUCUGGGUAUUUCAGCUCGUUAUGCUUUAUAUGCAGUUUCCAUUCUUGACUGUUUAUGGAACUCAAUUUUAGGAAACAGAAAAAGUGAAAGUGUUUUCUUAGAUAAUGAAGGCUUAUUUGUACUUCUUGAGUUCUUAGAAGUAUGUGAUGACAUGCAUAAAAAAAUGGCCCUCAGUUGUCUUUCUUAUUUAAUUGAAAAUCCAAAAGCAACUCCCUACUUUUGUGAUUGGAACUCAGGGAAAACUAUGAUAAAUGCAACUUAAUUGCUUAUAAAAAUAUACAAUAAAGAAGACAAUAGAUUUUAAGUUAAAUAUGAUGAUGGUAUUAUUGUGAACAAAAACAGACCUUUAAAUCCAAUGACAGCUCCUAAAAAAAAACAAGAUGAAUUUUAACUAUUAAUGGAAGAGAAAAAAGUAGUAAAUGAGUUCGAAAAUGGAACUCAAGGAAAUAAUUAAACUAGUAAGAGAGGGUAAAGUGCAAAAGGGUUUGCAAGACUUAAAGAAGCCCUUCUUGCAGCUGACAGUGAGUCAGAAGCUGGUACUGAAGCUUAUUUAGUAAGAAAAAUAAAAGAAAAAGUUGAAUAAUAUGACUUAAGAGCAAUUAUAUUUGCUAUUUUAUAUAGAACAGGAUUUGAUAAAAAUGAGCUUCUUCCUGAUGAGAAGUAAAAAAUAGAAGUAAUUUAAAUGUACCCUCACUUUAAAAUGGGAGAGAUAUGGUCAGAUAUCUAAUUCGAAUUGGAAGAAGAAGUAAAAUUUACGUUUUGCAAAUCUUUAACUUCAGAUUAUACAUACGAAAAUAAUACUUAGGGAAUAAAACCUACUUCUGAUGAUAUGCACUGGAUGAGAACUGCUAUCGAAGAGUUUGAAGAAUAAGUAUUAAAUUGUAUAAAUACACAGAGCUUGAUCUCAAGAGAGCAUAAAAAAUCAUAAGAAGAAGAAUUAAAUAAAUUUUACGAUAUAAUAAGGAGUAAUAAAGUACACAAAUGA
Molecule: messenger RNA, 2628 nt
Organism: Tetrahymena thermophila SB210
Lineage: Eukaryota; Ciliophora; Oligohymenophorea; Hymenostomatida; Tetrahymenidae
Exons: 7
Source: RefSeq, a predicted model, not a curated record